GUCGAGAUUUAUUGUUAAGCAGCUUCAUUACGCCACAAUUGCAACGUCGUCCGCCCCCGAGUCCGCCCUCUUUUCACGCGUGUGCGAACCUUGCGAAUAGGUUCAUUCCCUCCUUUUCGCUUUCACGCACCUACCCUCGGUUCAGCAUGCUUCAUGGCCAGAACCUGCCGUGGCGGGCUGCCUUCCGCCAGGCUUCACACGCACGUCCAGGAGCUUAUAGGGCUGCUGCAUCCUCCCGAGCCUCAUCGCGUUUCCUCCCCGCACAGUGUACCGCCGCACUCGUCCCGCGACCCUUCCACCGGUGCCCUUCACCGCCCGCCGCACUAUGCGCAUCCCGCAGCUUCUCAACCUCGCUAAGUCGACCCAAGGAAAAGGAUCCCAAGACGCCGCCAGAAACACCAGAGACAGCCAAGGUGGAUGAGACGGAAGAGUCCAAGAAGGUCAAGGAGCAGGAGCCCGCCGAGGAGCUGGAGGGCAAGAGCAGUCCGUCUGAACCCGUAGCCUCCAAAACAGGCUCUGGGCGAGGCAGCGCUGCGGGAGCAGAUGGCUCAGGAGGCGAUGGCGGCGGCAAGAAGCGCAAGACGGCUGAAAGAUCGCUCGUCAAGCCAUCCAUCCCAGACGUCUAUCCACAGGUCAUGGCCAUCCCGCUUGUCAAGCGCCCGCUGUUUCCCGGCUUCUACAAGGCCAUCACAAUAAAGGACAGGGAAGUCGGCCAGGCCAUUGCAGACAUGGUCAAGCGGGGGCAGCCUUAUAUCGGUGCCUUCAUGUUCAAGGAUGACGCUGCCGACAAGGAUGUUAUCCACGACCCCAGCGAGGUCUACGACGUGGGCACUUUCUGCCAGGUCACAAGCGCCUUCCCCGUGGGAGCUGACGACAACUUCGCCAUGACCUGCGUCCUCUACCCCCACCGUCGGAUCAAGAUGACAGGACUGACGGCACCAAAGGCAGAGAAAGAGGCUUCGGUGGUGGAGAGCACGCUGGAUGACCCUAUUGCGACUGAGACACCCGCAAGCCAGUCCAAGGGCGAUGUUGUGGCAAGCUUCGAAGAGCUCAGUGACGAGACAAAGGCGUCGCAGGAAGACCAGGUGCCGGCCAUACUCAAAGACCGCCAGGUCAGUAUCGCCAAUGUCGAGAACAUGGUUGAGGAGCCUUUCGAUGUCAAGACCAAUAAGACAAUCCAAGUGCUCGUCAACGAGAUUGUAAAUACCUUCAAGGGCGUCGCGCUUCUGAACCCUCUUUUCCGCGACCACGUAUCAACCUUCUCGGUCCACACAACCAUGAACGUUGGCGAAGAUCCCGUUAAGCUUGCCGACUUUGCAGCUGCGGUAGCACAGGCCGAGUCGCAUGAGCUUCAAUCCGCGCUCGAGGAGAUGGACAUUGAAAAGCGGUUGAGCAAAGCGCUGGAGGUGCUCAAGAAGGAGCUGAUCAGCGCAGAGCUGCAGAAGAAGGUUUCCGACGAUGUGAAUGCACGCGUCACCAAGAAACACCGCGAGUACAUGUUGAUGGAGCAAAUGAAGGGCAUCAAACGAGAACUUGGCAUCGAAUCCGACGGCAAAGAUAAGCUAAUCGAGAAGUUCCACGAGAAAGCCAGCAAGCUCGCCAUGCCCGAGGCAGUCAGGAAGGUGUUCGAAGAAGAGAUGAGCAAGCUACAGGGUCUCGAGCCAAAUGGGUCAGAGUUCAACGUCACACGAAACUACCUCGACUGGCUUACCCAGCUACCCUGGGGUCUACGCAGCGCCGAGAACUUUGGUAUCAAGCAUGCGCGCGAGGUGCUGGACGAGGAUCACCACGGCUUGAAAGAUGUCAAAGACCGGAUUUUGGAGUUCAUCGCGGUAGGCAAACUCCGCGGCACCGUCGAAGGCAAGAUUCUCUGCUUAGUCGGACCCCCGGGUGUAGGUAAAACCUCAAUCGGAAAGUCAAUUGCGCGGGCCUUGAACCGUCAAUACUACCGCUUCAGCGUGGGUGGCAUGUACGACGUGGCAGAGAUCAAGGGCCAUCGCAGAACCUACGUUGGUGCGCUGCCUGGCCGCAUCAUUCAGGCGCUCAAGAAGUGUCAAACCGAGAACCCGCUCGUUUUGAUCGAUGAGGUGGACAAGAUCGGCCGGAAUAGCAAUCACGGUGAUCCGGCAUCCGCCCUUCUAGAAUUGCUGGACCCGGAACAGAACAACAGCUUCUUAGACCACUACCUGGAUGUCCCUGUUGAUCUGUCCAAGGUCUUGUUUGUUUGCACUGCCAACAUGGACGAUACUAUCCCACAGCCACUGCUUGACCGCAUGGAGGUGAUCCGGCUGUCCGGCUAUGUAUCGGACGAGAAGAUUGCUAUCGCCGAAAAGUAUUUGUCACCUGCCGCGAAGGAAACGAGCGGUCUGAAGGACGCGGACGUCGUCCUCGAGAGCGAUGCCAUUGUCGAACUUAUCAACAAGUACUGCCGCGAGUCUGGUGUUCGUAACUUGAAGAAGCAUAUCGAAAAGGUGUACCGCAAGUCUGCGCUGAAGAUUGUUCAAGACGUCGGCGAAGAGGCACUGCCAGAGGCGGAAGCGCUCACCGAAGAAGGAAAAGCUGCGCAAAAAGAGUCGGACAAGGACAAGAGCGAUUUGACCGAGACUCCGCAGGACAUCGAGAAGCAGACGACCGAGAAGCCCCGUGUUGCUCUAAAGGUCCCGGAUAGCGUGCACGUGUCUAUCACAAAGGACAACCUAAAAGACUAUGUCGGCCCGCCAGUCUUUACUUCUGACCGACUCUACGACCUGACACCCCCUGGUGUAGCCAUGGGCCUUGCAUGGACCUCGAUGGGCGGCUCAGCAUUGUACAUUGAGUCGAUCAUCCAGAACUCGCUGUCAGCUUCUUCACAUCCUGGUCUCGAGCGCACUGGAUCUUUGAAAAACGUGAUGAGGGAGUCAACGGGGGUAGCAUACUCUUUCGCCAAAAGCAUUCUUGCACGCGAGUAUCCCAAGAACCGGUUCUUCGAACAUGCGAGGAUACAUCUUCAUUGCCCGGAGGGUGCGACACCCAAGGAUGGACCCAGUGCCGGCAUUACCAUGGCCACGAGUAUGCUGAGUUUGGCAUUGGACACGAAAAUCAGCGAUGAUAUUGCCAUGACGGGCGAGCUAACGCUAACUGGCAAGGUAUUACGGAUUGGAGGAUUAAGGGAGAAGACGGUAGCUGCGAGGCGUGCAGGCGCGAAAACGGUCAUUUUCCCGCACGACAAUAUGAGUGACUGGCUCGAACUCCCAGAAAACAUCAAAGAAGGCAUUGACGGGCGCCCGGUAUCCUGGUACAAGGAAGUCUUCGACAUUGUCUUUCCAAAUCUGGAGAAGGACCACGUGAACAAGCUAUGGGACAAGGAAUUAAAGCCGAAGAAAGGGGACCGGAAAAAGCGCGAGCAGAAGCGGAAAGAGGAGGACGAGGAAGAGUCUGGUGAAGACGACGAUUGAGCGUGACAAGCCAUCUGAGUAGACAUGUGUAUGAUAUGUGAAAGAAGGAGAGAAAGAGUCAAAGCAAGGCAUUUUGGGCGUUUGGCAUUGCAUAGUACCGGCACUCGGCCGUGACGAUAUAUGGCAUACUGGCUGGUAAAAGAUCUCUUCUCUAGAGCCCACACAUAGCUUCUUGUCGUUGUAGAUAGCAAAGUGAAAGC
Messenger RNA from Cucurbitaria berberidis CBS 394.84, 3634 nucleotides. RefSeq names its product ATP-dependent protease La. The transcript has 2 exons. The record is from RefSeq and is a predicted model, not a curated record. Gene Ontology annotation, cellular component: mitochondrial matrix. NCBI's taxonomy places the organism in Eukaryota, Fungi, Ascomycota, Dothideomycetes, Pleosporales, Cucurbitariaceae. The coding region runs from base 147 to 3434 and encodes 1095 amino acids. Gene Ontology annotation, molecular function: ATP hydrolysis activity; serine-type endopeptidase activity; single-stranded DNA binding. Gene Ontology annotation, biological process: chaperone-mediated protein complex assembly; protein quality control for misfolded or incompletely synthesized proteins; protein catabolic process.